AGCACCAAAAAGAGAACAACACCCCUGAACCAGGAGAGUGACCGCUUUCUGCACAUCAUGCAGCAGCAUCCAGAGAUGAUCCAGCAGAUGCUGUCCACGGUGCUGAACAUCAUUAUCUUUGAAGACUGUAGGAACCAGUGGUCUAUGUCCCGGCCUCUGCUUGGCUUGAUACUACUCAAUGAAAAGUAUUUUUCUGACCUAAGGAACAGUAUCGUCAACAGCCAGCCACCAGAGAAGCAGCAAGCAAUGCAUCUGUGCUUUGAAAACCUGAUGGAAGGCAUUGAGCGGAAUCUUCUCACGAAGAACAGAGACAGGUUCACCCAGAAUCUGUCAGCAUUCCGCCGAGAAGUCAAUGACUCAAUGAAGAAUUCCACUUACGGCGUGAAUAGCAAUGACAUGAUGAGCUGA
Octodon degus (degu) is the source of this 408-nucleotide messenger RNA. Its product is annotated as exportin-7-like. Gene Ontology annotation, biological process: protein export from nucleus. The record is from RefSeq and is a predicted model, not a curated record. Lineage: Eukaryota; Metazoa; Chordata; Mammalia; Rodentia; Octodontidae. Gene Ontology annotation, cellular component: nuclear pore; cytoplasm. Gene Ontology annotation, molecular function: nuclear export signal receptor activity. The transcript is spliced from 4 exons. Bases 58 to 408 code for a protein of 116 amino acids.